Molecule: messenger RNA, 663 nt
Organism: Penicillium robsamsonii
Lineage: Eukaryota; Fungi; Ascomycota; Eurotiomycetes; Eurotiales; Aspergillaceae
Exons: 4
Coding region: 1-663 (220 amino acids)
Source: RefSeq, a predicted model, not a curated record
AUGAGAGUGGACUACCAGCACACCCUGUGCUAUGGUUAUUAUUCUGUAAAGGACAACCAAAUUCCGUAUAUACAUUACUGCUACAGCUGCUUGAUCGGAUACGACUUCGAUAGCAAUCUGAUGGAAGAACUGAUUAAGCGUACCCGAACGCGCAGAAUAAUCGAUGACGAGGCUCGUGCAAUAAUCAACACUCUCCGGAAACUAGGCAUUCUGGAAUCAACUUUGUCCAAGGGGAGGAAAUACCUCCAUAGGAUAGGGUUCCCCAGAUUCUCAGAAGGACAAUCCCAUCCUUGCAACACCAUUUACAGCGAAAUCCUGGCCCCCAUGUUGCUUAUCCGUUCUACGGGUAUACACGAACUAAUUACCGAGAAGUACGAGAAACCCCCUCCUAACCCCAUUAAAGUGACUCGCUCACAUUGGUCACGUUCUGGUAUACCGAUCUUGGGCAGAUUCACGAGUGAGUCCGCUGAGAAGACUGAUACCAUUGACCAUCGCUCGCAACCUAAACUUUGGAAACGAGUGCGCUCUAACCCUUCUGCCAGUGGGUAUUUCUUUGAGGGGCAGACCUCAAACAGCGUUUCGAAGCGGUUGCUGGAUUCGUCAGAUGAAGGAUUUGAAGAUGAUGCUUCUACUCGGGAGGCUAAGACGACGAAGCUCAGAUAG